Molecule: messenger RNA, 4031 nt
Organism: Xyrauchen texanus (razorback sucker)
Lineage: Eukaryota; Metazoa; Chordata; Actinopteri; Cypriniformes; Catostomidae
Gene: col28a1b
Product: collagen, type XXVIII, alpha 1b
Exons: 36
Coding region: 151-3663 (1170 amino acids)
Molecular function (GO): serine-type endopeptidase inhibitor activity
Source: RefSeq, a predicted model, not a curated record
GAGUGAGAGAGAGAGUUUUUACAAAUGCAUCAGAUUGUUGGGUCGGUGAUGUUGGACUGAUGUGUAUCGCAGUGCUUUACAGAAGAGAGGCAUGAGCAUGUGGAAAUUCUCUGUGUUUGCAUUGUAAACAAGUUAGACGUGACUAAAAACAUGGCCAAAGUGUUUUUUCAGUGCUUGUUAUUUUGGCUGCUUUUACCUGCGGCCAGAUGCCAGGACAGAAGAAAGUCUGGAAAAACAUUAAACAACCUCAACAGCAAACAGGAAAAUGAGUUAGUGUGUCCACUCGAAAUCGCAUUCAUUCUGGACAGCUCCGAGAGCGCCAAAGUCUUUUUGUUUGAUCGACAGAAAGCAUUUGUGCGCUCCUUCAGUAAGCGGAUUGCACAGAUGCAGGUGUCCGGCUGGCAUCUUCAAACUCGUUUUGCACUGAUUUACUACAGCAGCACAGUGUACAUCGACCAACGCUUCAAAGACUGGCAGGAUCAUGAUGUCUUCCUAAGCCGAUUGGAAAACACAAGCUAUAUUGGCCAGGGGACGUAUACAACGUAUGCCUUAACCAACGCCACUCAACUCUUUACCAGCGAGACCAAGGGCCAAAGCGUAAGGGUGGCUCUUCUCAUGACCGACGGCAUCGACCAUCCACGGAAUCCUGACAUCUUGAUGGCAGCAGCAGAGGCCAAGAGUCACAAUAUUAAGAUCUUCACAAUAGGCUUAUCAUACCUGGCACAGGACAUGAACAGUGGCAAACUGUGGGCCGUGGCGAGCAGCCCCUCUCAACAGUACUUCCACAGCCUCACUGACCCCCAUCUGGAAGAACGGCUCCUUCAACAGCUCGAAACAAUUGCAAAGAACGAAUGUCCAGGACCAGCGGUGUGUUUGUGUGAGAAAGGUGAAAUAGGUCCUCCAGGCAGUCCUGGUCAAAAAGGACAUCCAGGUUAUGAAGGAGCACCAGGUCCAAAAGGCUCAAGGGGGGAACCAGGAGCGCCUGGUCUUCCUGGACUCAAAGGUCCAGAGGGCAGACUUGGGUUCAAAGGUGAUAAGGGGGAUCAAGGUACUUGUGGACCACCAGGACAAAAGGGACAUGAGGGCAUUGAAGGGCCUCCAGGGCCAAGGGGCCCAAGAGGAGAGCAGGGUUCAAAAGGGUCUCCAGGGGACCAGGGACCUGAAGGUCAAGCAGGACCCAAAGGGGAUCGAGGACGUGUCGGUGCAUCUGGACCACCAGGGGACGUUGGAAUUGGCUUCCCUGGUCCAAAAGGAGACAAAGGAAACCCGGGAAGACCAGGUCCUCUUGGCCAGAUUGGCGUAGGUCAACCAGGCCUACCUGGUCCCACAGGUCCACCAGGAGUACCGGGGAACCCAGGAGCUCCAGGUGAGGGACUUCCUGGGCCAAAGGGUGACCGUGGGUUUAUUGGCCCAACUGGUGGACGUGGGCCCCCAGGUAAUGGGGUCAACGGUGAUAAGGGCAACGCAGGGCUAUCUGGAUCACCCGGACCAACAGGAUUACCCGGGAGGGGGAUUCAAGGAGAAAAAGGGAAUCAGGGGCCUGAUGGUCCUCCUGGCCCAAGAGGGAAUCCUGGGAUAGGACUCACCGGCCAAAAGGGAGAACAGGGUUUCACUGGUGACCCUGGUCCCAUUGGUGAGAGAGGAAUUGGAGAACCAGGACCUAAAGGUGAACCUGGAUCUCAAGGCUUACCAGGUGAGCCAGGUGUACCAGGAGAAGACGGGGCCAUGGGAUCAAAGGGUGAUAUAGGCUUACCAGGGCCCAAAGGACAAGAGGGACCUCCUGGAAGAGGCUUAUCAGGAGAGAAGGGGGAUCGAGGAGAGAGGGGACCCAGGGGCCAAACAGGACAUGCCGGGCCAGUUGGGCCAACAGGGGCCAAGGGAAAACCAGGGAAUGUUGGAAUGCCAGGUGUUCCUGGGCCUUCCGGCAGGGGCAUACCUGGAGCUAAAGGAGAUGCUGGGCUAAUUGGUCCUCCGGGACCUGCUGGAGAGCCGGGCAUUGGCAUCGCUGGGCCUAAGGGUGAAAUUGGAUUACCAGGACACCUUGGACCACCAGGACUAAAGGGAGAAGGCUAUCCUGGGCCACCUGGGCCACCAGGUUUCCCAGGUCUUAUGGGAGAGAUUGGACCAGAGGGAACAGGUUUACCUGGACCAAAGGGAGAUCGAGGCCCUCCGGGUCCCCUAGGGCCUGCUGGAACACCAGGUAUUGGGCAGGUGGGCCCAAAGGGUUCUAUUGGUCUGACUGGACCCGCUGGACCACAAGGAUUACCAGGAGAGGGUGUACAAGGACCAAAGGGUGAUGCCGGAUACCAGGGUAUACAGGGGCCAAGAGGGCUACCUGGGGAAGGUUUACCGGGGCAGAAGGGGGAUCGUGGGCUACCAGGAACACAAGGAAACAAAGGGUACAGAGGUAGCCAAGGAGAAUCAGGGCUUACAGGACCACGGGGCAAUUCAGGACCAAAGGGAGAACCUGGUCUAACAAAAGGGGAAAUAAUCACUUUAAUCAAAUCUAUUUGUGGUUGUGGCCAAAUUUGCAGAUUGGAACCCCUUGAGCUGGUGUUUGUGAUUGACAGCUCUGAAAGUGUCGGCCCAGAAAACUUUGAGAUCAUUAAAAACUUUGUGAAUGCUGUGAUCGACCGUGCAUCAGUAAGUCCAGAGGUGACGCGUGUUGGAGUGAUUCUCUACAGUCAUGUUAACCUGGUGGUCACCAGAAUACAAGACAGGUUAAGUCAGGAAAACGUUAAAGCCGCCGUUCGCAGGAUGCCGUACAUUGGGGAAGGCACCAACACAGGAAGUGCCAUCAAACAGGCUAAUGAGAUCUUCCGAUUUGCUCGCCCAGGUGUGAGGAAAGUGGCUGUGGUUAUAACGGACGGGCAAACGGAUCACCGUGACAACGUGAAGCUACAGGAUGCUGUAGAAGAGGCCCAUUCCGCCAAUAUUACGAUGCUUGUUAUAGGGGUGGUGAAUCAAAGCGACCCAAUCUAUGAGGAUUUUAAGCAAGAGCUGACAUCAAUUGCCUCCAAGCCUGAUGAAGAGCAUGUGUUUUUCAUAGAGGAUUUCAAAACUCUUUAUGAAGUGGAGAGUAAACUGCUCCAAAAGAUCUGUGAGGAUAUUGACGGAUCAUUAUUCAGUGCGGUCCCAAGCUCCAAUCGGCCUCCUGGCACCUCUACAUCCAUCCAUGAUGAGAAACCCCCUCAAAGAAGGACAGACACCCCCAGUUUUGAAGGAGACCACCGUAAAACACAAAUGGAGCCAAGACCACCUGGAGAAACUGGGGUGUUCCCCUUCAGUGAUCACAAAUCAGAGGGCACGGACAUUAUCGGAACUUUAACGCCAUAUUUCGACAUAGAGGACCUGACACGCCUCCCAAAUUUCUCUCUCACGUCUUUGGAUCAGCUGAGGCAAAAAUCAUACAGAACUGACCCCACAAUGACAUCAGAAACACAGAGACCAACUGACUCGCCACUGCUGAAACAAGAUGAUUUCACUGCAGGGGAGGGAUGCCUGCAGCCUCUGGACCCUGGUCCAUGUCGGGAGUAUGUUGUUAAAUGGUAUUAUGAUCCAAAGGCCAAUUCUUGUGCUCAGUUCUGGUUUGGAGGUUGCCUUGGCAACAAAAAUCAGUUUGAUAGCAAUAAGACUUGCAUGAAAACCUGUGAGAAAGUUUAAGUCUCAUCAGAAGAGCACUGACCGUGACACAAAACAACAAGGUAUUAAAAAGGAAUGUGAAUUAAAAAUAAAGUUUUUUUUUUUAUAAGUAUAUUUUAGCAUUUAAAAUGAUUCUAUGAAUAUUCUAAAAUAACUCAAAACUACUAGCCAUGAACAAUCUUUAAUAUUCACAUGCAGACAUUACUGACAUGCUUAUUUAAAACAGUCAUACAUUUGCAUAUUUAGUUACCCUAAAAAUUAUUUGGACACUUAAGCCACACAAAAUGUAUGAAUGUUGUUAUAAUAACACAUUUCACACAAAAAAUGUCACUAAAAAAGGUUGUAAGUGGUAAGCAAUAAAACUUAUACAUACUGUAUUAUUCAAAAUG